Messenger RNA from Electrophorus electricus (electric eel), 7257 nucleotides. RefSeq names its product kinesin family member 26Bb (gene kif26bb). Gene Ontology annotation, molecular function: microtubule motor activity; ATP binding; microtubule binding. The record is from RefSeq and is a predicted model, not a curated record. NCBI's taxonomy places the organism in Eukaryota, Metazoa, Chordata, Actinopteri, Gymnotiformes, Gymnotidae. Gene Ontology annotation, biological process: microtubule-based movement.
UGGUACCCUGCUGUUCGGGAUGAAAAGAUGUGCACAGAAUUUAGGCCCAGUGCUAAUUAACAGGGGGAAAAAAACAGUUUAUUUUUAGGUUUUUCCAUGAAUUGUGUAGCAUAGUCCGGUUUAAUAGCCUACUGUAUUCCUUUGAAUAACAAUGAGUAAAGUUAACAUCGAAAAGGGGGCGAAAGAUGGAGUAUUCGCGUGAAAACUUGGGAAUGAUUUUAUUGUCUCAGUAGACUGGUUGUGUCGAUGCUGGAGGCUCAUCGGAUUCACUGAGCGCACAUUCAUCCCUGGUGCAGUUUCUGCCUUUCUGUGCGCUCCUCGUGAUGCGACUUUUAGCCGACGCCUGCCCAGUCCGGGAAUGACAACUGCGAUCAGAGAAGUGCGUGAAAUCACACCAAACGCGGACAAUGUCCUAACUCAUCUGUCUAUGUCGUGGCUGAUGUGAGUGACCGCAACCUUCUUCAGUUUGGGAUUUAGCAGUAAUUUAUUCGUUGAACGUAGGACACGAAAUGAUAGAUUGAAAAAAAUAUUUUUGUCCUUUUUUUCUGUAUAAUGGGGUCCUCGGAAAUAGACAAAAGUCAAAGAUACCUCUCGCAGAUGACCUGUAACAAACUCGGUUCCCGGUUCAGCGGGACAAAGAGUCGCACAGCGCUAGUGAGCUUUCCGUGCGUAGAGCGUCCCUCGCCCGAAGGCGCCGGCGCUUCAGGUGAUGCCCACGGCGCCACACUGAAGACGGCCGAUUUCUCGUCCGCGGGUUGUCUGGUCGGUCCCUCUGGACGCACUGUCUCAGGAUUCAAACUGUCCUUGGAAUCCAUCGCCGGUUGUUCGGGAUACAACUCUAUCAAGUCCUUUGGGGUGAAAGACAAGACCCCGCCGAUACCCGACACGGGACUUCUGUGCGAAGAAUGUGUCGCCCGCGUGGAUGUCUUCAGGGAGAAAGCGCGAAGGCUGUUAACUGAAGGACACUUUUCUACCAACGACCCGAAACUCUCCGUUCUCCUGUGCGAGAGCCUGCGGGUGAGUGCCGAUCGCUGCGACGUCUGCUCCACACACCAGAGCCAGCUGAAGCAGGAGGCAGUGCGCACGCUCCUAACCCACGACCGCGCCAUCUGGCCCGGCUGUGUCCCUGCCAACGUCGCGCCUGGGAGCCCCGCCUUAGGGGCUCACACCCUACCCAGAGCUUGUGGCUCCCGCUUCCCUGACUCUAGCCCCCGCCAGAGGCCCCGCAGCCCGGACAAACACUGCUGGGUCACACAACCCACGCAUUUGCACACCUUGUGGCCUCUUUCUGAAUGUAAUGGAGUCUCUUCUUUCAGUCACACGAUGUCCCAGGAUGCUCUGAAUAAGAAGAAGGAGGAUGAGAAGGCUACAUCACCAGCCACGGUGCUCUGCCAGUUCAGUGGUCCCCUACACUUCAACACAUCCAAAGUCUCCACAAUGCUGCCUGCAGGAACCUCUGCUGCUGUCUCCUUCAUUGUCAGGGCUGUCCAGAAGCUGAACUUGACCUCACGACGGAGGAAGCAGCGCUCUGACGACCGCUAUCCAACCAACUUCAGUGCUCUUCUCCACAAGGCGCCUCCUCCUGUGCCCUCAAACCUCUUCCACAGUGCCAGCAAGGGCAGGGAGAUUCCAGAGACAGGGAAGGUUAAAGUGAUGUUGCGUGUCAGUCCGUUCCCCAGGGCAGACACGUCCCGGUCACAAGCUCUCAAACUGGACCUACGCAGGAGACAGGUCAUAGUAGUAGAACCCACCAACAAAAGCAGACACGGGCGUUUGUCUGAGGGCACUGCAUUCACCCCAAAGGCCUUCACCUUCGAUGCUGCUUUUGGCCCCGGGUCUUCCCAGGCUGAGGUGUGCGAAAGGAGUUUGCUUGAGGUUCUUCAGUCUGUGGUCGCUGGAUCUGAUGGCUGCCUUCUGAGCUUUGGGCAAACCAAAGAAGGAAUGUCUUACACAAUGAUUGGGCGGGAUGAUUGCACAUCAAGUGCUGGAAUAAUCCCUUGUGCCAUCUCUUGGCUUUUCAAGCUUCUUAACAAGAAGAAGGACAGAACAUGGGCAAAUAUUUCAGUAUCUGUGUCAGCUGUGGAAGUCUGUGGAGAGACCGAGGUCAUCAGGGACUUGCUGGCUGAUAUUGAGUCAGGCGAUCGCAAGGACACCCAUAAGUCAAACGUUUGUCUCCAAGAGGACCCUAUCUGUGGAAUAAAGGUUUGCAACAACAGUGUGCUGAGCGCUCCUACGGCAGAGAGAGCAGCUUUCCUGCUUGAUGCAGCUCUAGUGUCUCGGCGCACCGGCAUGGCAGGACAAGGCGGGACAUCCCUGCACAACUGUCACAUGUUCUACACCCUUCAUGUCUGCCAGAAACACAUAGAGUGUAGCACCAAAUCGGGAAUGUAUGUGGACCAAAGCAAGCUAAGCCUAAUUGACCUGGGUAGCUGUAUGAGAGAGAGCAAUAAGACCAAUACAGCAGUGUGCCUUGUUGACCUUGGUAAUGUCAUUAUGGCCAAGCUGAGUGGGCAUAAACAUCUCCCUAACAAGGGAAGCAAACUGGCCAUGCUUAUGCAAGAAUGUCUGGGCAAUGUCAACUGCUGCACCACAAUUAUAGCCCAUAUUUCCACGUCACAUGAAGAUGUCUCAGAGACUCUUUGCACCAUUCAGAUUGUCUCUCAGAUUCGGAGAUUACAAAAGAAGACCAGGAAAUCUGCUUCCAGCUCACCUGGCGGAAGAAGCUUGGGCAAAGAAAGGAAAAUGAACACUUCCCCCAGACUAAGAGCAUUUCGGUCUACAGGUACAUUAAAUCGUGAUUUCUCUCUGCCUAGCCUCUUCGAUGACCCAGAAGAAUGCUCUGGAAGUGACAAGUCAUGUGAUGCUGUUAUCUGUGUGGAUCCAAAUGGGUGUGCCAAUUUGGACCAAGAGGUCAAUGCAAGUCAAGAGUUUUUGCCAAUAAUUCCGUCCUUGCAAAGGAGCAAGGGAGGCUUAAAAGUGUCUACCUCUACAAAGCACUGUGAUCUCUUAUGGCCAGCAUCUCAAAACCCACGUGCACCAAAAAUGGAAACAAAAACUCAGACCACUCAACAAAAAUCAUUAGGGUGUGGUAUUCCUGACUUGGAGUGCCUCAAGUGUAACACCUUUGCGGAGCUGCAGAAUCGAUUGGUGUGCAUAGAUGGAAUUGAUGUGGCUGGUGUGAAUUCUUGCAAGGAGCAGGCAGCUAAUACUGUGAUCAUAUCAGAACCUCUCUCAGGCAAAACCACUAAAAUCCAUACUGAACAACCAGAGAUCCAAGGGUUUCCAAGAAAAAAAGACAUUCAUGACAAAGGAUUAGGAUAUUCCAUUCAGAGAAAUACCCCAAUGAAGAACACAGCGGAAAGACCUUAUAGUCAUAUUAGUCAAACAAAAGCAGUUCCAAAGAUUCUCCAUGGUUCCUCAAGGCUUGUUAAUAACUCUAUAAAGUGUAAACAAACAUCUGGACCUAGUGAAACUGAAACAAUGCACAUGACUCCUUCCUUACAGCCGCCAAUAGAAGGACUGUCAUCAGAAGACUCCACUCUGCCCCCUAAGGUUCGGAUCUCUCCCCUAGGUAAAAGUUCCUCAACCUUGUCUGCUAGCCCUGCUUCUUUUCCUAUCACUCUUAAUGAAGUUCCCAUGGAGAACCAAAAGGAAAUGAAGGCCACAAUCACUGUGACAGUUCAGCAGCCACUGGAUCUGAAUGGACAUGAUGAAGUUGUAUAUUCUGUGGUUGAGGAAGUGACAAUCAGUGGGGCAGUUAAUAAAAACAAACAUGCAAAAAUAGCUAAUAUUACUGACUCCAAUUCUUCUAAGAGCUUGGCAUCAGAAUUGCAACCUGUGAUGAUUAUCAGUAGUGUAGGAGGAGAACAGGCUGCAGCUGAUUCUGAAUCGCAACUUCAGUCUUUAGAAAAAAUAUAUAAGACCUCAGGGUUAUCUGAAGGCAAAGCCAUUCCUUUGGCUCCAAACUUUGUUGUCAACCCACAGAUUGACAACAACACUUCUCAGCUUGGUAAUAGCUCAGAAGAGUCUCAGAAUAAAAUUCAGAAUACCAUGAAACAUGUCUCGGAAGGACCCAUUACCCAGUAUGAGGUUUUAAAUUUCAGAGAGCACUCAUGUGAGAUUAGACUAGAUCAGAAUGCUACUAAGCGAAAGUGUAACCAAGGUAACAGGCAAAAUUCUAAAGAGAGCAGUGGCAGCUUCUCUCCAGUUAAUCAGAUGUUAGCAGAUGGUUACAGGAUAGAACCACAAAAAGAUCCAGUUAGUAGUUGCUUUGCCCAUGGCACAAGCAGUCCUACAAGAGGCUGGCUCAGUACAGAAAAACAGGAUGACCACAAAGACUCCCUUCAUACCUCAAUGAAACGGGACAGGGAGUCCAAGUGUGGAAGCUCAAGAACAACACUCGAACGAAAACUGUGUCCCGUCAAACAUGGUUUCAUGGAAUGGGCAGGAGAAAGAGACUCAAGCCCACCAGUGCAGAAACCAGAUAAAAACAGCCCCAAUAAGAGAAACAGAAAACCCUUUAUGACUUCAUGCCUAGAGUUAGACCGACCCAUCCCAGACAGUAAACACAACAAAAAUACCCCCAAAUCCCCCGUUGAGGACAGCAGUAAGCUAUUUAGUGCAAAACUUGAACAGUUAGCAAGCAGAAGCCGAUCCCGGGGUAGAUCACGUUUAGACUGCUUUGAAUUCAGAUUCGUUGAGCAGUGCACUAAUGUUUGUAGUCAGGACUGUUCAGGAAGAUUGGUGGGUGGUGGUACCUUACCAAGGGUCACCAAGAGACAUUUUGAGCAUGGCCAUUACAUGGCCUUGGGUUCUAAAGGAAAUUUGGAGGGAAACUAUGCUCAGGCCAAAGGUAUGACCCCACUGGCUGAGAAGACCUAUGAAGAGGACCUAUCUCAGGCUAGCUGUAGUCUCAAGAUAGUUCCAAGGUUUCACCCUAUGCACAAUGUUGUUGACAGUGAUACACCCCAGCCUUCCAAACCAAGUCAGUCGAAAAUGUCAAAUGAAAAAAAAAUGUUGCCCAGUCCCAAGAUGUCAGGAACUAUACCCAAGAAUUCAUGUGUAUCUCCCAGAUCUACCAGGCACUCAAUUAAUAGGAGCUCAAGCCUUUCUCCUGAUGGAUUCUCUGUGAAAAAAAUCUCAUGGUCCUCUCAGUCUUUAUCUCGAAAGCAAGGGAAAGCUUCUAUCUCUUCUAAAAAUCCUGGCAGAGCCCUGAAUGGAAGGGUUGAGCUACUUAGAACAGGUGGAGAUUCUCUCCGCAACUCCAGCCAAAGUAGCUUGGACACUGAUGACCCUGAAGAAUCAAACGAAAAACUGAAAUUGUUGACUCGCCCCUUACCUUCCCCAUACAGUAGAAUCACAGCCCCACGUAAACCGAGCCACUGCAGCGGGAAUGUCAGUGACAACACCAGUGUUCUAAGCGGGGAGCUUCCCCCGGCCAUGUGUAAGACUGCCUUGCUGUAUCAUCGCAACAGCACAGUCAGCAGCGGCUAUGAGAGCUUGAGAAGGGACAGUGAGGCCAUGUGCAGUAGCACAUCAACACAUGACUCCAUCAGUGAUCACAGCUUCUUCUUCAGCUCACCAAGAAGUUCCAAGAAAAGAAACAGUGCAGCAUCUCAUCAAAGACGUUCAUCGCAGGAUACCGUCCUUUCUGAAAGGAGGUCUGCAAGUGGGUCUAAAAUCUGCUGGGUAGAUCGGGGAACCUCAGAGUCAUAUGAAAUCAAAGUCUAUGAAAUUGACAGCGUGGCUGGAUUGAAGAAGAGAGGAGAAACAGGGAACAAGAGUGUGGUCUGUUUCAGUGCCAAGCUAAAAUUCCUGGAGCACGAAGAGCAGAGGAUUGUGGAGGUGAGGGCCAAGUACACCAACCUAAAGAGAGAGAUAGAACUAGUCAAGCAGCAUCUGAUAGUGGAUCCACUGAAAAGGACUCUUGACCUUUGGCAGACAUUUGAAGGUGACUCCCUAGAGCAGGGAGAAGCAUUGGAAUUGGUGACCAAGUGGCUGGAGAGUUGAAUUAGCCUUUACAAGGCCAGCGUCCUGGUGGUGACCUGCUUUGGUGCCACACCUAAGCGCCGGAAGAAGAGACACCUCGGGCCACCUGUGGAUUAUAAACAUCUAACGGGGACGCAGCAUAGACAGCAAUUCAACAAACUUCCCACUCCAUUUAAUAAUGCACAGAACUGAUAUUUACACAACACUGUCAGAAACACCUCUAAAAUUCCAUUAAUGUCUUUAGGCCAAGUUUCACUGGUGCUGAUCAAAUCAAAUUUGGAAAACAAAGCUGUUUUGGCCUUUGCUAAGGCUUGGACACAGGUCAAAGCAACAUACGGGAGCACAGGGCUACAAAUGAACCUGACAGAUGGAGGUCCUGAGCCAACCAAUGAGAUGAGUUGGUGAAUUCCUGAGCUCCUGGUUUGCUUCUGCAGCCAUGCUAACAGCAUUCUCAGUGCAUUACUGUGAUAAUGUACCCUCAUCUAUCACUCAGAGGUUGGUCAACAAUGCCAGUUAACAACAUUAACCACAAUGUCUUUGAGUCUUUUUCUCAUAACAUAAAUUUCAGUUUUCAGUUAAUGAUUUUGUGCAUUGCCACACUAAUGUUUUUCAUAUGCAAAAAUGUACAAGUCUUAUUUAAAUGGGCAUUAUAUUUGCAGAACGAUAAAAUGUACAUAUAGAUGCAUGUGUAGUGACCACUCAUUCUAUUUUACAUUUGCGUAGAAAUAGCCUCAUACUGCUCAUGUUUGUUUAACCUCUCUUAUUAUGUUGCUUUUCAUGCAUAUUCACUAAGUGAUUCUUUCCUCUCCUUCAUUAACCAAACAGCAGUGAACGUAUGUCCUUCACAAAAAACGACAUAUUAAACGUAUGUUGUUUUUAACCUAAGUUCACUGCAACCUAAUUCAAAUGUACUAUGUAUCCUCUACAGACCAACCUAUUGUGCUGUCCGAAGGAAUGUUGCUCACCUGAGGUGGGGGGUGGGGGGUGGGGUUAAAUUCAGAGAACCGGAGAACAAGGCCAAAUAAAGUUUGAGUUCUCCUUCUUCUUCCAGGACACUGUAUGUUCCUCUCUGCUCCUGUUCCUGCCAGUGGGUUCCUGUCAUAUUCCCCUUGUUGCCCAAACUCCUUAUUUAUUCUCUAAGCUAAAAGCUGCUGAGGGUUAAACAUUUACUACUGUCUAUUACUCUUUUCUUUUGUUUUUGUAAUCAGGAGAGAAAUUAGAAAUUGUAGAAACUCAAAGGUAGUCUAGACAUGAAAUAAAGUUUGUAUG